AGACCUCUUUUACGGGCUGUCCCACAUCGUGGCCGACAUGCAUCACUUGCAACAUUUGCCUGGUCUCGAAGCAACCUAUCCCCACACCUCGACUGCGAUAUGCUUUGCAUCUCGUAUUACCGGCUUCUACCCGCAAUGGAUGAACAUUUUUGUCGCUAAACAGAUAUGGAUCGGAGUUGGGCUCAUAACUUUAUUCUUGACCGUGGUUCUUUACCUGUACAAUAAAUCGCAGGGCAUUGUUUCUACAUUCUUGGACGCCGUACGAUUCGUUAUCGGUAAUUCGGUAAUCCGAUUGCCAGAAUCCAUUAAUCACAGACUGACUUUCGGAAUAAUUUUUCUCGCCUUUAUCGUUCUCGACGCGGUAUUCAGAGGUCGUUUCGUAUCAAUUUUGGCGUAUGCACGCCGAUAUCCAAACCUGGAUACCAUCGAACAGGUCAAGGAACACGGGCUGGAAUUUUACGGCUUCGGACCACUUCGAUAUUUGAUUGAUGAUCCACUGCUGGGCGAACACUAUCACGAACUUCUUCCCGAAGAGUGUCUGGCUAGCAUAGAACGUGACGGAAAACAGCGUGCCUGUCUAGCUCACUGUUUAACGUUGCCAUCGAUGAUGGUGAACUCGACGAUUAUCCACAGGGCUUCCGAACCCAUUAUAUCCGACUAUGCGACGUUCAUAGUAACCCUGAAUUGGCCAAUGACAGACCGUUGGAACUUUGACGUUCAGAAACUGGUCGAGGCUGGUAUUGUAGAAAAAUGGCGUUUGGAUUUUGACCGAGUGAUGGAGAUAAAAUCAUGGAAAACACAGAGGAUGAUUGAGCCACCGCAUGUUGAACCAAUCGCUGUAAACACCCUGCUUUCCGCUUUCGUGAUACUUAUACUAGGACUGUUAAUUGCACUUGUAACCUUCGCCUGGGAAAUUAAAAUCAAAUGUAACUCAUAUUACCAAUACUAA
Neodiprion fabricii is the source of this 949-nucleotide messenger RNA. RefSeq lists its product as uncharacterized. NCBI's taxonomy places the organism in Eukaryota, Metazoa, Arthropoda, Insecta, Hymenoptera, Diprionidae. Bases 38 to 949 code for a protein of 303 amino acids. The transcript has 3 exons. The record is from RefSeq and is a predicted model, not a curated record.